This is a messenger RNA of Polyodon spathula (Mississippi paddlefish), 1523 nucleotides long. RefSeq names its product cell growth regulator with ring finger domain 1 (gene cgrrf1). Gene Ontology annotation, biological process: negative regulation of cell growth. The transcript is spliced from 8 exons. Lineage: Eukaryota; Metazoa; Chordata; Actinopteri; Acipenseriformes; Polyodontidae. The record is from RefSeq and is a predicted model, not a curated record. Bases 32 to 1039 code for a protein of 335 amino acids.
GUGUUGUGGUGUAUAGGGGACCAGUGUUGACAUGGCUGCUGUAUUUUUAGUCAUGUUGUACGAAUAUUCCCCGUUGUUUUACAUCACGGUCGUGUCUCUCUGCUUUCUCAUCACCGCCGCGAUGGUCCUCGGCUGGUUUGGUUUUGACGUACCUGUAAUUUUACGAAGCUCUGAUGACACUGAGUUGAGUCUGAAAAUUCCCGAGAAGAGAAUGGUGCAGGUGAAAAACCCCUUUGCCUUGGAGAUAGUGAGUGGAGCCUCGUCUGUUACAGGAGGGGUCCGACUGAGACCACGCUGUCUGGAGAGCUGUGUCCUCACUUGCUACUGGGGCUGUGCCAUCCAGGGCCUGCAGGAGGCACUGCAGAGUCACCAGCAUGGUGUACGCAUCAGCACGCCCCAGAAGUUCGAGGAGGCCCUGCACUCAGACUAUCGGCACCACCAGACAUUCCUCGUUGAACAGGGGGACCCCUCAGAGAGACUGAGCCACCUACCUGCGGAUUCUGGGAUCAGAGAUUUUGGGUUUCUGCCCAGGGCACGCUACCCCCUGGUGGCGCUGUUGACCUUAGCGGAGCCAGACGUGCGAGAGCUGUAUGAAAUAGUUGCCAACGUGACUGUGAUCCACGUUACUGAUGAUAAAUACAGGCUGACAUCUAGGAUAUUAUACCAGUACCUGUUGACGGCACAAGGGCAUGUGUUAGACCUUAAGCAACUCUUCAUGUCUGCAGAUGACCAGAGCUGGAGGGGGGUUUCUGAGCCCCCAGAGGAAGAGCAGCAGCAGCGAAAGGAGGAGGAGGAGAGGGAGGAGGAGCCCGACUUGCAGGAGUCAGGCAGUGGGGAGUCUGGCUGGGACUGUGUGGUGUGUCAGAACGCUCCGGUGAACCGUGUGCUGCUGCCCUGUCGACACACCUGCUUGUGUGACGGCUGUGUGGAAAGGUUCCGACAGUGCCCCAUGUGCCGUGCCUUUGUCUUAGAGUCCUUCGCCCUCUCUCACCACUUCACAACUGACAAGCAAGAGCUGGGGGGCCUGGCAGGAGAAUGAAGACAACCCCCGACUCCUCCAACUCCAGGAAUUAAGAAUGGAACAUGGGUGGCCCAGCUCUCUUCUUCAAUGAAUUAGAGUUCAAUGUAUAUGUGCUGCCAAGCCCCUGACGUAAUGCUCCGUGUUAAUUAUUAGCAUGUGGGAAGCAAUGCUGAAGCUCUCUCUUCUGGUAAAACAAGAGUACUGAGGGGAGGAAAGUUAGUUAGUCAAGAUGGCAUGUCGCACAGACCCGGAGUGAAGGAGCACCGCUCCCCGAAUCUGUGCUCCCUGAAUGCUGAUCAGCGCCGGCCACGAUGAAGCUUUGCCGCCAGAAAUAAGCUGUGCCCUGGGAACGUGGGGGAAAGAACGCAGGUCCGACACCUCCUGAAAAUGGAACUGUAAGAAAAAAACUUCAAGCUGAGCUUCUGAACUGCCAAACAAAGGUGGAGAAAAGAAAGAAAAGCAAAACAAACGCCACCCUCCCUCUUAAAACUUCUAAUGAAGA